UAAUGAGCGAGCAGGGGCAGAGGGAAGGGAAUCCUGCAGUUUCCUGGGCUCUGCAGUAAAAAUGUUAGGUAUCUCCUUCAGCCUGUUUAUUUGGAAAGAGAAUUAUACACAGAUUUGAGGCCUCUGACUUAUAUUGCUUUUGAGAGGCGUGGAGCUGGGAUGCUUACACAAGCAAGCUUAGUUCUUUGGGGACUUUUUAAAGAUAAACAGCGUAGAGUCCAUGCCUAGUUCUGUGGGGAAACGUGAGGAUAUUUGUUUAAUUUGUGUGCAGGGUGGGUGCUGUCCAUACAGCCUCUACCUCCAAAGACCAGACAAUCUAAGGGCCUAUCUGCGUGGGGAAAUUACUCCAGAAUAAGGCAGGGUGUGAAUCUAAAGCGCAAGAGCUAUUCUGGAAUAACUCCACCUGUCGAGUUCCAAAAGAAGAACAUCCAGGUGGGGAGCUGUUGCAGAAUAACUAUUCCAGUCAAUUUCCCCAUGUACACAAUUCCUAAGGACCCAACCCCAAAGUGAGUUCUCCAGUUGUGGCCCCGAGAAACCAAGGGUCUCUCUGCAGCACAGGGGGAUGUCUGUAUGGAGCUCACUGCAGGAUUGGCUUAAACAGCCAAAACCCAGGCAAAGGCCUCAGUCCUUCAACGGGAUCUGUGCUGGUGCGUCUUCGUACCUGUGCCGAGUCUCCUGCAGUUCUGACUGUGCAAGGAUGGAGAAAUGGGUGCAGAGUAAAAAGCCAGGUGACUAAAAGGUAAUGGUCAGUGAGGAUCUUGCUAGGGCCAUGGUUUUUCUUUGCAAUUUUUAGCAUUUACUGUGCAAAAUCCCUGAAGUGCAUUAAUUCCCCUUUUUAUAUUAAUAUUUGUAAGUGUGAGUGUGACAUUGGUGAGACCAUUCUUUUUGUAUCUUUUCUAUAAUUUAGCAGCAUUCAGUUUAGCACAAGCCAGUCCCGCAAGUCCCUCUUUCUAAUCACUUCACGUGAACUCAUUGCAUGUUCUUUGUACAGCGUAGGCGGCAGAUGGGUGGCUUUCUUUAACUGUUAUAAAUGACCUCCCCAAAAAGAUUUUGGGACAUGGGCCCAGAUUGCCAAAACUGCUUAUCAUCGCUCCCAGUGGGGGCCAGAACUGCAGAACAGCUCAGCUAAGCCCCAAAAUAUGUGAGCAGGUUUACAAAAGAGCUUGGGGUUCUUGAAAAUCUGGCUGUAAAUCUCAAUGGGAGCAGCUGAGUCCUGAGCACUCUGGCUCCUAUUCAAGUGCCUAAAUGGGGAGCUGAGCACUGGCAAAUCCAGUCCUGAGCAACUUUGAAAAUCUGGCCAUGUGAUCCUGUUCUAAUACUUUUAUCAGUAUAAACUGGAUCAUCAUCCUUUACUAGUUCUCUUUUUUUCGGCUAUAAGUAAUUGUUGUGACCCAACCCAAGAGAGGAGGACAAAAGCAACUUGUUUUUGCAGAUUGUGUAGAUUCAAAAGGUCAGGCAAUCAAAAGAAAAAGGAAAACAUGCUAAUCUCUCCCUUCCCCCAGUGCCCUGAAAAAUCUGUAUUGCUACCUCGAGACUAGCCCUGAGCAACAAUACCUGAGUGAAAUGCAACACCUUUAAGAAACUUAGCUAUGUCAGUUUUCACUUUAGUCCUAACCCUGUGAUCAGACCGUGUGGGGACAAAGGCAGUGUUGAUCUGUUUGUGUGUGUUUAUACGGUAACAAGGUUUGCUUUCUUUUUCCUACCUCCCCCAUUCACCCUUUCCUUUCCCCAGGCCCAUUAAGGUUGGUAAGGCAUGUGGGAAGAACGUAAAGAAGAGGCUAGGGCAUUGCUCUUUGACCUUUGCCGGUGACCUGGCUGGGCAGAUGAAUGAUGUUGGUUGAGAAAUGACAAUCCUAUGUCAGAAACAGUUUCAAGUUCUCCAUGUUGCAAGAAUAUGUGCAGCUGUAUGAGAAUACAGGGCUUCCUGGCCCAAGCUAUAACCAAGUUACCACCAUCUGAGGGCUGCUCUGGUAUCCGGGGUGUGAAAUGAAUUGGUGCUGACACUCCAGUCGGGUCCAUGUCAUAAAACUACCAACUAGACUAGCAGCUACUACUUAGCUGAAAACAAAAGGUGUUACUGUCUGCAGUCCCGGAGGAGAAUCUGAGAUCAAAUAGUUUAGAGCCAACCCACGCAGCAUCCUACCCGCACUGAACAGCAGCUGCUAAAGAGAGGUGCUGGCUCUGAGAACCGCAGGGGCUGAAAAUGGGAAGAUGCCUGAGUUUCAACUGUAACCACUGUUUCAUCGUGCUGUUCUUCUUCAGCUCUCUGAGCCAUUUGGGCCUUGCCCAGUACGAGCACUGGCCCUACUUAGGCUACCCUGAGCAACCCCCUUCGCAAUACCACACCCCGCAGCAGCCGGCCAACGUCCCCAAGAUUCAGCUGCGGCUCAGCGGGCAGAAGCGGAAGCACAACGAGGGGCGGGUGGAAGUGUUCUACAAUGGGGAGUGGGGCACGGUGUGUGACGACGACUUCUCCAUGCACGCCGCUCAUGUGGUGUGCAGGGAGCUGGGCUACGUGGAGGCUGUGUCCUGGGUGUCGAGCUCCAAGUACGGAAAGGGAGAAGGCAAAAUCUGGAUGGACAAUGUCCACUGUACUGGCAAAGAGGUGACUCUGGCAGCAUGUACCACAAACGGCUGGGGCGUCACAGACUGCAAACACACCGAAGACGUGGGAGUUGUCUGCAGUGAAAAGAGGAUCCCUGGCUUCAAGUUUGACAAGUCGUUUCUCAACCAAAUAGAGAACAUGAACAUCCAGGUGGAGGACAUAAGGAUCCGAGCCAUUCUUGCUACCUACCGCAGGCGUGUACCUGUUACAGAGGGUUACGUGGAGGUGAAAGAUGGAGGGAACUGGAAGCAGAUCUGUGACAAACACUGGACCGCGAAGAAUUCCCGAGUCGUCUGCGGCAUGUUUGGAUUUCCGGGCGAGAGGAAAUACAAUGUCAAGGUCUACAAGAUGUUUGCCAGCAAGAGGAAGCAAAAUUACUGGGCUUACUCCAUGGACUGCACUGGCAACGAAGCUCACAUCUCCAGCUGCAAAAUGGGCAACCAUCUCAGCGUGGAUGCCGAGAAGAAUAUCACCUGUGAAAACGGGAUGCCUGCUGUGGUGAGCUGCAUCCCUGGGCGUGCCUUUGCUCCCAGCAGCAACAGUGGCUUCCGAAAAGCCUUCAGGCAGGAGCAGCCGUUGGUCAGGCUGAAAGGCGGGGCCAAGAUUGGAGAAGGCAGAGUGGAAGUGCUGAAGAAUGGGGGAUGGGGAACUGUUUGCGACGAUCAAUGGAACCUGAUUUCAGCCAGUGUGGUCUGCCGAGAGCUGGGUUUCGGGAGCGCCCAGGAGGCUAUAACAGGCGCAAGGCUCGGGCAAGGAAUGGGUCCCAUUCACCUAAAUGAAAUAGACUGUACAGGGUUUGAAAAAUCCAUCACAGACUGCAAGUUCAACACAGAGUCGCUCAGUUGUAACCAUGAAGAAGAUGCUGCUGUAAGGUGCAACGUUCCAGCCAUGGGUUUCCAGAAUCAGCUGCGUCUGAGCGGCGGCCGUAACCCCUACGAGGGCCGGGUCGAAGUCCUCAUGCAGCGCAAUGGCACUCUGAAGUGGGGGACUGUCUGCAGCCAGAACUGGAGCACCGUGGAAGCCAUGGUGGUGUGUCGCCAGCUCGGCCUCGGCUUCGCCAGCCACGCCUUUCAGGAAACUUGGUACUGGCACGGAGACGUCAGCGCCAAUGACGUCGUCAUGAGUGGCGUGAAGUGUUCCGGGACGGAGAUGACCCUGGCGCACUGCCGGCACGACGGGGCCCAGGUGUCGUGCCCCAGAGGCGGCGGCCGCUUCGCCGCAGGAGUUUCCUGCUCAGAAACUGCCCCGGAUCUGGUGCUCAAUGCCGAAGUGGUGGAGCAAACCUCCUACCUGGAGGACCGCCCGAUGUUCUUGCUGCAGUGUGCGCUUGAGGAGAACUGUCUGGCCACCUCGGCUGCCAACACAUCCGUGUCCACUGGCUACAGGAGGCUCCUGCGCUUCUCCUCCCAGAUCCACAACAACGGGCAGGCUGACUUCCGCCCCAAGAAUGGCCGCCACGCCUGGAUUUGGCAUGACUGUCACAGACAUUAUCACAGCAUGGAGGUUUUUACACACUACGAUCUGUUGAACCUCAAUGGUACCAAGGUGGCCGAAGGACAUAAAGCCAGUUUCUGUUUGGAAGACACUGAAUGUGAAGCAGAUGUGCAGAAACAGUACGAAUGUGCUAAUUUUGGGGAACAAGGAAUCACAGUGGGAUGCUGGGAUGUCUAUCGUCAUGAUAUUGACUGCCAAUGGGUCGACAUUACUGAUAUCCCACCAGGAGAUUAUCUCUUCCAGAUCGUCAUUAACCCAAACUACGAAGUGGCAGAAUCUGAUUAUUCAAACAAUGUGAUGAAGUGCAAGAGCCGGUAUGAUGGACAGCGCAUCUGGAUGUACAACUGCCAUAUAGGUGACUCCUUAGGCCAAGAAAUGGAACAGAAGUUUGAUCACUUCAGCGGACUCACAAAUAACCAGGUGUCCACGCGGUAAAGCAGCCGGCCUCCCACCCAUUAUUUAAGGAAGCAGGGAUGCCUGUUUGCAACUUCCCUAACCACUGCACAGAAAAAGAAACCAAGUAAACAACCAUGGACUUCAAAUUAGCAUCGUAAGUUAUUCUCAGCAACACCCUCCAUACCCAUUUCAGGUGCUCAGCACACUAGGAAACAGAAUUCGCUUGUAACUUCACUCCUAAUAUUAAGAUGAUUUGGAACCAGACUUUAAUUCCACUCGGCCCCAUGUCCCCGCAGCUAGGGCUUCACAUUCAUCCAGGCUAACCUGUUCACUGGAGACUCCCUCCCACCUUGUUCAUCUGCACAGUUCCAGGCUGCAGUGAGCAGAUCGCAGAGGUGGUGGUGGUUUCCUUUGGGUGAGGACAACCUACAUGUGUCCCUACCAUUGACAGUGUUUCAACAUACUUCCCUCUCAGCUGCCUUGCUCCUGUCUCAGCAUCUUUAUGCUUUGAUCUGAGUCUGAACGGACAUUGCUUUUCUAAAGGUACUUAAAUCCAACUCCUCCUCAGUCCUGCCAUGAAAAUACCCAAUUUAGCACAUAGCUAAGAAAAACUGGAGCACCUUCCUCAGACCAGGAAGCUGCCAAGUGUAAUUUAAUACUGUAAUGUAAACUUGUUCAUUUCAAAUGCUCCACUCACAGUUUGAUCUUUAAAAGGCACAUCUAAAGCAGGGCUAGUCCGAACUGUGUUCUCUACAGUACUUACCAGAACUCCACACAGCUACAAGUCAAUUAUGCAAUCUAGACCUGGAAAAGUUCCAUUAUUUAGUACACAUUCUUGUGUUGGGAGACUAAACAGCAUUUCUGCUGCACACUAAGCUGUUCAUCCAAAUGAUUUUAUGUACAUCUAUUCCUUCCAACACCUUUUAAGCUAGAUAUUACAACUGAGCCUUUUCUUUAAAGGAUGAAUAUAGUUAAUCAUUGUAUCAUCAAUAUACUUUUACAAAGAUAACUUAUUGGCCUUUACUGUCAGGGAUCUGGAUCUUUGCAUUAUGUCAGACCACCUGUGUAAGCGAUUUUUUAAAAGAGAUUUUACACUUCGGUAAAUGCAUAAUGGUGCUAAGUGUGUUCCUCUGUUUGUUUGAGGACGCAUGUUGCUACAUGUCUUCAGACACACACCUACUUGAAUAAAAAUCUCCUUUGCCCAGAAAAGAGUUUUAUAUGCCAUUUUUGUGUAUGUUCAUUGAGUGACCUGGAAGUUUAGUUCUUUGACCCCUCUGCCAUGUGGCUAGGGCAAGGGACUGGGAGCCAGGAUACCUGGGUUCUACUCCCACUCGCUUGCUCUCAGUCAGCAAACUAACUAAAGGGACUUCAACAAACCUGAGCUCUAGUCACUUCUUAAGUUACAGCAAAGGCUGGUAUUGCAUCAGCUGAGUGCAAAUUGGAAAAUCACUUAGUUAUACUAACAUCACUGGACUGAAAUGUUUUAUCUUAUUACACACCUAAAGUGCGAUUGAAAUUGGAUGUGUCCCUUUAACCUCAUUUUUGCUCUCUCUAACCUACCUCACAGGGGUGUUGUGAGGUGUAAGGAAUGCCUGCCAAGUCCUUUGCUAAUGUCUAUCAGAGGAUCUUCAAGUAUGUAUCUAAUAAAUACUAAGUUAUUCCUCUCUGCCUAGAGAGAGGUAUCUGGCUAAAGUUUUGCACCUACAGUAAUCUGGAAAGCUCCAUUUUGUUCUGAGGAGGAGAGACUUUAGUAAAGGCCUGAGCCUGAAGAAUGUUCAAAAGCCUGAGCUCUUGCAGCAUUCUCUCAGGAUCAGGGGAUGUCAAGUUCUGGCUUCCCCCCCAAAUCAGUGGAUAAGAACGCUCCUUGAAAUACUGCACCAUCACAACCCUGAGCAUGCUUGUUACAUACUGUGUAUCCAGAAAAACUGAUGCUGCCACAUGCAUUUGCUGCUUAUCAGUUUUGUGGUAUAACUUUAUUUUAACAAACGUCAGCUUUACAACUUCAGUAAACAUUAAACAGCUAUUGACUCUU
Chelonia mydas (Green sea turtle) is the source of this 6527-nucleotide messenger RNA. RefSeq names its product lysyl oxidase like 2 (gene LOXL2). Lineage: Eukaryota; Metazoa; Chordata; Testudines; Cheloniidae. The record is from RefSeq and is a predicted model, not a curated record. The transcript has 17 exons. Gene Ontology annotation, molecular function: protein-lysine 6-oxidase activity; copper ion binding. Gene Ontology annotation, biological process: peptidyl-lysine oxidation. Gene Ontology annotation, cellular component: membrane. The coding region runs from base 2204 to 4534 and encodes 776 amino acids.